GCUUUCUUCUUAACUUUUUGCUCGGCCAUUGAAUUGCCCAUUUUCGCUUUUGUUAACUUGUGAGAGAAACACACACAUGGUGGUGCAUUUUGGGUCUUCCCACCAACUUCUGCCGCGAAAACCACCAACAUUUUUUGGGGAAGAAGAAGCUAAAAUGCCUCCCCGGUAUUUUCCGCUUCGUUGGGAGAGCACUGGAGAUCAAUGGUGGUACGCGUCGCCGAUUGAUUGGGCAGCGGCGAACGGUCUCUACGAUCUGGUAGCGGAGCUUCUCCACCUGGACACCAAUUUGCUCAUUAAGCUCACCUCACUUCGUCGAAUCCGCCGCCUCGAAACCGUUUGGGACGACGAAUCUCAAUUCGAAGAUGUCGCUAAAUGUCGGUGUCACGUCGCGAGGAAUCUUCUUCGCGAAUGCGAAACGGGGAAGGGACAUAACUCUCUUAUUCGUGCUGGUUAUGGUGGGUGGUUGCUUUACACUGCUGCGUCUGCCGGAGAUGUGGGUUUUGUUCAGGAAUUGUUAAGGAGAGACCCAUUUCUGGUGUUCGGAGAAGGAGAGUACGGAGUCACUGAUAUACUGUAUGCUGCCGCUAGAAGCAAGAACUGUGAGGUCUUCAAGAUUCUUCUUGACUCUGCACUUUCUACUAGAGAUUGCAGUGUCACUGAAGCAGACUUGGAUGAGAAUGGUAGGAUUUUCAAGAGGGACAUGAUGAAUAGGGCCAUUCAUGCUGCAGCGAGAGGAGGGAAUUGGGAGAUAUUGAAGCAGCUUCUUGGAAGUGACUCUGACAUUUUAGCUCUUAGAGAUUCACAAGGAUCCACAGUUUUGCACGCAGCAGCUGGUAGAGGGCAAGUUGAGGUGGUGAAAAAUCUACUAGAAUCAUCAGAGAUUAUCACCUCAACUGAUGUACAAGGGAACACAGCCUUACACGUGGCUUCUUACAGGGGUUACUUGCCUGUGGUAGAGAUCUUGAUUCUUGCGUCUCCCGAAUCAGAAGUGUUAACCAAUCACUAUGGAGACACUUUUCUUCACAUGGCAGUGGCUGGUUUCAGAAGUCCAGGUUUCCAAAGACUGGACAAGCACACAGAGCUAAUGAAGCAAGUUGUUAGUGGGAAGAUGGUGAACAUAAAGGACAUCAUCAAUGUCAGGAACAAUGAAGGAAGAACAGCUCUUCAUGUAGCUGUCAUUGAUAACAUCCAAUGUGAUGUAGUGGAAAUGUUAAUGUCUGUCCCGUCCAUUGAUUUGAACAUUCGUGAUGCUGAUGGCAUGACUCCCCUGGAUCUUCUGAAACGAAGACCUCGAUCAGCAUCCUCUGAGAUUUUGAUCAAGCAAAUGAUUUCAGCUGGAGGAAUAUCUAGUUAUCCUGAUUAUUUGGCUAGAAAUGUACUUCGUUCCCAUCUGAAAUCCCACAGCAUUGGAAGGAGUCCUGGGACUUCUUUUAGAAUCCCAGAUGCAGAGAUAUUUCUCUACACCGGGGUCGAUAAUGCAUCAUCAGAAAUCAACUAUGAUCAAGCAAGUGUAAAAUCUAAUUCCUAUUCUGGUGAACUCAGCACUAGUGGGUCAGCCAACUCCCCGUAUGACAAGUCUGGUUCUGUUAAGUUCACUCCAAGGCGCCUAAAGUUUUUUCUGCGGUGGCCUAAAAAGAAAGAUAGAGAAGCCGGUGCCUCAAAGCUGGAAGAUGAAGAAGAUACUUUUUCAUUAUAUUCUUUCAGUUCAAGGAAAAACAUGGAAAACAUCCCAAUUCCAUUACGGCAAAGAUACUUAAAUUUCUGUUCUCUUCCAAACAACAAAAGAACACUAUCUGUCAGGACUUAUUUCCCAAGUCCAUCCACCAAAGAGAAAUUUACUGCAGGCCUAACACAAGGCGUAAUCCAGGUAAACCCAUUUCUGGAACUUCCCGAUCCUUUUCUCAAAUCAUCUGUGGCUUCAGUUACUUCCAUUGAUGAGCAAAGAGAUGUUAAUAUCAUGGGACCCUCUUGCUCCAAUCGAUCCAUAGAUGAAGGUACACUAAAACCCAACCAUAGACAGGGUUCGUUCAGAAAGAGAUUGAUGAAUAAAUAUCUAUCUUUUGGAGCACAAGGCCUGGGCAUGGAAGAUUCAAAUAGCUGCACAAUUUCAUCCCGUAGUUAUAAUCGUUUCAGUUUUUUAGUUGCUUAAAUGUUAAUAUACUAGUGCCAACACUAUAGUGGAUUGUCUCUUAGCUAAUGCUUGCUUGUUUGUGUCAGUUCAUAUAAAAUAUGUACCCUAAUAUUGUUGUUUGUAUCAUCUUCUGGUUUGUUAUUUAUUGGUUUAGUUUUUCUAGCUUACCCAGAAACAGUCCACCUGAAAUUUCCUCUUGUAUAAUUGAAAAGCCAAGUAAUCUGGAUUCUCUACUCUUCUUCGUUCUCUA
Molecule: messenger RNA, 2381 nt
Organism: Neltuma alba
Lineage: Eukaryota; Viridiplantae; Streptophyta; Magnoliopsida; Fabales; Fabaceae
Exons: 3
Coding region: 77-2149 (690 amino acids)
Cellular component (GO): plasma membrane
Molecular function (GO): protein binding
Source: RefSeq, a predicted model, not a curated record